Messenger RNA from Cucumis melo (muskmelon), 763 nucleotides. RefSeq lists its product as uncharacterized. The transcript is spliced from 2 exons. Bases 127 to 402 code for a protein of 91 amino acids. NCBI's taxonomy places the organism in Eukaryota, Viridiplantae, Streptophyta, Magnoliopsida, Cucurbitales, Cucurbitaceae. The record is from RefSeq and is a predicted model, not a curated record.
UGGAACCGUCGUUACGUACCUACCGCCCUUUAGCUUCAUCGAAAACGGGGAAAGGGAUAGUCCAGCCCACCCAGCGAACGGACACAAGAGUGAGACCAGGUUAAUCAAUCCCGCGGAAAAGCUCAAAUGGAGGAGCCGAAGGCUGAGAUCAAAGGCUCUUCUUCAGAAAAAGAACCAAAAUCGCCCAAUAUUUUCGAGAGAGCGAAAGAAGAGAUAGAGGCUGUGACCCACUGUAAUAAAUCACCACGGCAUCACAAAGAAACACAUGGAAGAAGCGAUGAUAUUGACGAGACUACGCCUGCUGAUGAAGUAAAGGCCCCCGGAGUGUUCGGAAGAGUCAAGGAAGAGGUUGAGGCCCUUGUAGGAGCAAUUCAUCCCAAGAAGGAUUCUGGCAGUCAUUAGUUUUCUUUAAAGCAAGGAAGAGAGUUGACUCCAUGCUGUAAUAAGGUUUGCUUUCUUCAUGAUUCUUAGUUUCUUUUUAUCAUGCAACUCCAUGCCAUCUACCUUGUUCUUUGAAAACAUUAGCAGGAAAACAACUUGUUUGAAGAUUGACAUGAAAAUUGGACUAUGGUUGAUCUGUCUUGCAUUCUGUUUAAAGUAUGUAAUUAACAUAGAAAUACCAUCUUGUAUCUUUGCAUUCUGAACUUUGUAUCUUGAGCUACAGUCUCUUUUCAUUGUAUCGAUGAAAAGUUUGUUUCGUUUAAAAAAAAAUUAUAGAAAUACCAUCAAGGUGUCUACGUAUACCUGUGUGGGUACCACUGUA